Molecule: messenger RNA, 928 nt
Organism: Rhagoletis pomonella (apple maggot)
Lineage: Eukaryota; Metazoa; Arthropoda; Insecta; Diptera; Tephritidae
Source: RefSeq, a predicted model, not a curated record
UAACAAUUAGCUUUUGAAAAUAAUUUUCUGGUGGACAUUUUUCAAAUAUACAUAUUUUGCAAACGACUAUGUAAAAUUACAUACUUUAUAAUCACACUCAAUAUUUUAGACAGUCUGACGUUGGAAAUGGAUAAUUACACCAAUGAAAACAAUACAGUAACUAAAUUGAAAGUAGAUUUGCGUAAAAAGUUUACGGAAUUGCGAGCAGCUCUUCAUGUGCGGGAAAAAUUAUUACUCCGGCAAUUAGAAGUCGUAGCAUCUACAAAGCAGCGUUUGACUGAAUGUGGGUCCGAAAAUAGCUCUAUUACCAGACCCAAAUCUGAUGAAGAAAAUUGCAUACAAAUUUUUUUUGAAAACGAAGACGAAUUACUGGGAUCAAUACGUUCGUUCGGUCGUUUUCAAUUAGGGUCCAUGGUGCUGGCGUUAAAACAAGAGGACUAUAUAACUCCAAACUGUGACCACGAAAUAAUGUACAAAAAUAUACAAUCCGAUGUUAAUCAAUAUGACGAAUUACCUCAACAAGUUUAUGAUCAUCUUGUGGUUGAUUUUUCGAAGGAUAAAUCUCUAAUUGAACAUAAUACAAAAUACAUAAACGAUUCAAUAGUUAACAUCACACUAGCGGAAGCUAAAGAUCUUAUAAGAAACGCGCGCAUUAAGAAUGAGGUGCCGUUACCACCUUUAAAUCUAGAGGAGUUAGAUGACGAGCUGGAAUCGUCUAUCGUUGAAGCAGUUUCCAACUUAAGUAGAGAUUCUAAUAUCAAUAUAAGUGAGGGAUUUAGGCCAAAUUCCUCAGAUGCGCGCGAAAAAAGAACUAAAUUAUGUCGGUCUAAACAAGAGAUCACUAUCAACAAUUGUAGUGGGACUAUUAACCUUCGGAAUAUAUCAAAUGUUACAAUAAAUUGCGGUCACGAUAAAUGUGAGCUUGGUG